Molecule: messenger RNA, 3243 nt
Organism: Maudiozyma barnettii
Lineage: Eukaryota; Fungi; Ascomycota; Saccharomycetes; Saccharomycetales; Saccharomycetaceae
Gene: SMC5
Product: DNA repair ATPase SMC5
Exons: 1
Coding region: 1-3243 (1080 amino acids)
Biological process (GO): double-strand break repair via homologous recombination
Cellular component (GO): Smc5-Smc6 complex
Molecular function (GO): ATP hydrolysis activity; ATP binding
Source: RefSeq, a predicted model, not a curated record
AUGGACUUGGCAAAAUACACCCAGAGCAAUAAACGGAUCAAACUGGCCACUUCCGACCCAUCGCAAUUUCAAAAUGGGAAUAUCAUCACGUUGAAACUGCAAAACUUCGUCACGUACACCCUGGCAGAGUUCGCUAUGACCCCAUCACUAAAUAUGAUCAUCGGGCCCAACGGGUCUGGGAAAUCUACCGUCGUGUGUGCCAUCUGCUUGGGACUCGCUGGGAAGACAGAAUACUUGGGGAGAGCCAGUGAUGCUGCCAAUUACGUGAAGAACGGAUGCCCUUACAGCACCAUCGAGAUCACGCUACGAGACACCGAGGCUCCUAAUGGGAACUACACUACCGUGAAACGAAGACUCGUGAGAGACAAGCGUGGUGGAGGGGCAGAGUACUGGCUGAACGAUAAGCAGUGUUCAGAACAUGCAGUGAGGCAAUACGUGCAGGGGAUGAAUAUACAAUUGGAUAAUUUAUGCCAGUUUCUAUCACAGGAACGUGUCGAGAAGUUCGCUGCUUUGAAACCUGUGAUGUUAUUACACGAGACUAUCAGAGCCAUCGAUGGCAAGCUGUUGAAUCUAUUGGAACAACUGAAAUCGUUGCAAGAGAAUGAAUUGACAUGGGCAAAAGAAAUUGAUGUUAAUGGCAAACGAUUAGAUGAAUUAUUAAAAUUAAAAGAAAAAUUGGAUGAAAAUAUUAAAUCGAUUAAAGAAUACGAAUUGAAAAACGAAUCCUUGAAAUUCCAUCAAAAUUUAUUACCGUACGUUUAUUUAAAAGAUCAUAAAGAAAAAUUAGAAUCAUUUAAAAAAGAUUAUAAAUUAGCUAAACAACAAUUAAAAAUUCUAAUUCAAAGAAAGAAAAAAUAUCAAUCAAGUACCAAUCUUAUUCAUGAAAAUGAACAAAUUACCAAAAAUGAUUUAAUUCAAUUCGAACAAUUAAUUCAAGAUCAAACUUCAAAUUUACAAAAAAAUAAAACGUCUUUAAAAAAUAUUAGAGAUUCAAUGAUUAAAAAACAAAAUCAAAUUGAGUAUUAUAAAAAUAGAGCUAAUAAAAUUAAAGAACGAAUUAAACUUACUGAAGAAACUCUUAUAGAAAAGAAAUCUACUCUAGAAUCAAUUAAUUUACCUGAUCCUGAGAAAUUCAAAGAAAUCUCAAAAAAAAGAAAUGAUAUCAUUAUUCAACAACAAUCAACCCAACAAAAAAUCAAUUCAAUCAAUGAUAAAGCAAGAACCAUCGAUCGUCAAAUUACAGCUCUAAAGGAUAAAAUUAAAAAGAAAAAAAUAUCUCAAACAAAUUAUGAUAAAAUAGAUCUAUUAGAUAAUCCAAAGAGACCCGAUUUAAGGACAAUUAGAGACGCUAUGUUAGACGUCAGAAGAACUUCAAGAACAGAUCAACAAUGCGGUCAACAAAUAUUAGGCCCACCUUUAAUUACAAUAUCCGCUAAAGAACCAUCGUUUGCCCCUUAUUUAUCAUCAGCGAUUCCAUUUGCUACUGCCAUUGCAUUAACCGUUACAACAGAUACAGCUUUUGAUCUUUACGCUGAUCCAAUCGUGAAAAGAUUUCCUGUAAAUUUAAGACAAUUAUCCAAUAAUCAAUUUCAAGAACCUAUCCCAAGAACUGAAUUAAUUGAAAAAUAUGGAUUUGAAGGUUAUUUAUCUGAUUUUAUUAAAGGUGAUAAAAAAGUUAUCCAAAUGCUUUGUGAGUUUCAUAAGAUUCAUAUGAUCCCAGUGUCUCGUAGGGAAUUGCCAAGUUCCCAAUUAGAACCAUUAAUGAAACCUCAACCUAAUGGGAAACCAUUGUUUACUCAAAUUAUUCAUGGUAAGACUUUAAUUACUUUAAACGUCUCUCAAACAAAUCAAGUCUAUGCAAGAUCUAGAAACAUUGAAUCUAAUGGUAAUACUCCUUUCUAUGCUUCAAGUGUAAUGUCAGAUGAAUUAAAGGCAAGCAUAAAUAGAGAAAUUGAAGAUAUGGCCACUCAAGUAAAUACUCAGUCUAAAACAUUGGAAGAACAAAUCAAUGAAAAGAAUGAUUUUGCGCAUCAAUUAAAAGAACUUGGUCAUGAAUUCGAUAAACUUAACGACGAAUUAAGUGGAUUAAAUAAAUUUAGAAGUGAACAUUCGAAAUUACAAAAUGAUUGCAAUCUCUUAGAAGAAAAUCUAGAGAAAUAUAAAGAGGACGCUAGAAGAGAUGUCUCUUUAAAGAUUGAAGAUGUCAAGCAUCAAAUAUCUGAAGAUUUAAAGAUAGAAUUGAAAUUGUCACAAGAUAUGAUUAAACUUGUUACAACAAGAUGUACAAUGGAAGAACAACAUAUUACUAAACAAGCUAACUUCUUUAAAUUUAAAAACAUGUCCAUGUCAAUGAAUGGAUUGAUUGAAUCACUCAACGCAGAAGAAGACGAACUUGAUCAAGAAUAUAGAACUAAGAAGGAAAAUUUCGAAGAACGUAAAAAUUCAAGAGAAUAUUUGGAAUGGAAGAAAGAAAUCGAAACUUAUGGACCAGAUCUUAAAGAAAAAUUGGCUGAAUUAGCAGAAAAUUAUGAUAAUGAAGAUCAUUUCAAUAUAUCAUUUAUUAACGAUACUAUAGAUAAACUGGAAUCCGAAAUUUCCAGAUUAAAUCAUGAUGCAUCCUCCGUUAAAAUUUUGGAGACAGUGGAGAAGGAAAUCAAACAAUUAAAAGAAGUAUUACCUGGUCAACAGAAACAAUUAACCGAGACACGUGAAGACAUGACUAGUAAAAAAACUGCUUUGGAGCCUAAAUUAGAUGAUAUGAUUGAACAAAUCUCUAAAAAAUUUGCUAGUCUCUUCAAGCGAGUUGGAAGUGCAGGUGCCAUUAGAUUAAACAAGCCUGAUCUUUUCACUAAAUGGGAAAUUGAAAUUCUUGUCAAGUUUAGAGAUAAUGCAGUAUUGAAACAAUUAGAUCCACAUACUCAAUCUGGUGGUGAACGUGCUGUGUCUACAGUAUUAUAUAUGAUGGCACUUCAAGAUUUUACCACUGCACCUUUCAGAGUAGUUGAUGAAAUUAAUCAAGGUAUGGAUAGAAGAAACGAAAGAAUUGUUCAUAAGGCCAUGGUUGAAAAUGCUUGUAAGGAGAACACCUCCCAAUAUUUCCUAAUCACACCUAAGUUAUUAACCGAUCUAUACUAUCAUGAAAGAAUGAGAAUUCAUUGUGUGAUGGCUGGACCAUGGAUUCCUAACCCUUCUGUUCAACCUGAAAUGCAGCAUUUUGGUGAGACAUCCAAUUAUAUAUUAUAA